Dicrocoelium dendriticum is the source of this 1442-nucleotide messenger RNA. The record is from the annotation of a GenBank genome assembly. Lineage: Eukaryota; Metazoa; Platyhelminthes; Trematoda; Plagiorchiida; Dicrocoeliidae.
AUCUGGUUCGUUCAUUGUGAUGGCCAUCAAAUUCAUGUACCGACUUCAAUACUUUUACGGACUGCCACUAAUUGUUCUUUCCAUCUCUUGAUUUUCUACUCAUGGGGGCGAAUUCGAAGGUGUGCAGCAAAAGUCAGUUAUCUAAAGAUUUGGCCAGCACGGAACAACGUGAGUUGUUCCAAAUGCAGUUGUUGGGUUGGAGUGACCGAAAUGCUCUUCUUGCUGCACUCGCAAAGCCUGCUAUUGUUUCCCGUCAGCCAGCAGCUCGGACUGUCUCCAGACCAAUCGACAGGCUCAUACCUCACCACCGUGGGCUGGAACCACUGAAGGAAUUUAAAUUCUACCCCUACGUCGAUCCUGGAGCGUACAUUAUCCAGUAUCGUCGUGAUUGCUCCUCCGUUUCCACUCCGGACGGAAGACAAGGACCUCUGGAAAUGUUUGCACUCAUUGGUGGAUGUGCACAAGAUCGGCAGACGGUAGACGUUGUGGAUUCGGAAAAUGGCCCAACGGAGACAACUGUACAAUUACCCUCAGUGUCCAAAGGAGAUGAGAAUAUCAAUGGUUCUUCCGUGUCAUGUGCUACACACUUUGAAUCACUGGACACUGUUUCGGAGCCACCACUUCAGAACGAACCACCACUUGCUUCGUGCGGUAUGGAGACAGCUCAAGCUGAUACCAUCGCUGAGAUACACUCUCCCACUGUCUUGUCUGCCCCACGGUCUUGUGGCCACACUCGUGCAGUCCGCCCCACUAGACGGGACAAUCAGUUUUCUGAGUCGCAGCUCGCACAUCAGAAGAAACCUUAUGGAGGGCUUAGGUACGGCGCUUCAGUUGCACCAGCGAUUGUCACAAAAUAUACACCAAACCAGAAGGAUGUUGGAAAAUAUCUUUUUCUCACCGGUACAAAUGUGGCAAUGCGACAGAAUGCCUUGCGUCACGAUGCUCUGAUGAGCUUGGUUCUCUCCACCACGGCGAACACGUCAAGAACUGCAGAAGAAUCGUGUCGCAAAACCCGUUCUUCUGGGUUGAACAAAGGUUUGACUGCCACGUAUCUUCAGCCGCUUGUUUCACGAAGUCAUGUGGCUCAACCUAAGCUGCGCCGGAAUUGUCCUGGUCCGAAAAUUAAAGGGGGAAAAGUGAAGGAUUUGACAGCACCCAAACAAACCAACAUGUCAAACUCAUCUUUGCCUCUUAACGUGCGUGAUGCUGCUGAUCCGAAUUUCGCCGAAGUGCUCUUCGUCAAACUGCUUCAGGUGGAACAGUGCCAGAGACGCCAGAACUCACUGGGUGCCCUCGACAUUCCAAAGUCCGAAGCCGCUAGCCCUCUGGAGCAAUUUGAGCGAGUCCACUCUUCCGCUAUUCCCGCAGAUGCUAUGGACACUUAUCAGUUGGGUCUUCGGAAAAGCGCCGAACGAGAUUCGUUUAACGCUACUGUGAUGUGA